AGCCCCCAGGCAGCCGGGUGCGUGGGGCGACUGGGUGCGCGCGUGGAGUCGCCGCCCCUCCCGGCUUCCCCCUCGGUGGAGCCUGGCCCCUUCCUCGAACGCCGUGGGGAGCGAAAGAGGAAGGGACCGAGGGGCGCCCGGCGAGUCCCCGCGCGAGCGGAGAGUGUCAGAGGCAGAAGCAGCAGCAACAAAGUUCCCGGGGCUUCUCCGAGCCUGCUGUCCGGGUUGCCUGUUUGGCCGCCCCUUCCCUGCCUGGCGAAGGCAAUGGCUUCCAAACUCCUGCGCGCGGUCAUCCUUGGGCCGCCCGGCUCGGGCAAGGGCACCGUGUGCCAGAGGAUCGCUCAGAGCUUUGGCCUCCAGCAUCUCUCCAGCGGCCACUUCUUGCGGGAGAACAUCAAAGCCAACACCGGAGUUGGUGAUAUGGCAAAGCAGUACAUAGAGAAAGGUCUUUUGGUUCCAGAUCAUGUGAUCACACGCCUCAUGAUGUCGGAGCUGGAGAACAGGCGCAGCGAGCCCUGGCUGCUAGAUGGUUUUCCUAGGACAUUAGUUCAGGCUGAAGCCCUGGACAAAAUCUGUGAGCUGGAUCUAGUGAUCACUUUGAACAUUCCAUUUGAAACACUCAAAGAUCGUCUCAGCCGACGUUGGAUUCACCCCCAUAGUGGAAGGGUAUAUAACCUGGACUUCAAUCCACCUCAUGUACAUGGGAUCGAUGACAUCACGGGUGAACCGUUAGUCCAGCAGGAGGAUGAUAAACCCGAAGCCGUGGCUGCCAGGCUAAGACAGUACAAGGAUGUGGCAAAGCCAGUCAUUGAAUUAUACAAGAGCCGAGGAGUGCUUCACCAAUUUUCUGGGACAGAGACUAACAAAAUCUGGCCCUAUGUUUACACGCUUUUCUCGAACAAGAUCACGCCUAUUCAGUCCAAAGAAGCAUACUGAGCCUGCCCAGUGGAAGAACCAGGAAAAUGUCGUUCAUUCAGUUGUAUGUGUAGUAUUUUGGUGCCGUGUCCAAGUUAGAAGCUAGUGGGGAUAGCUUGCAGCAUCUUUUCUAGUUAAAUGGUGAACUGAAAUGAAAACGAAUGAGUAGAAAGCAUUCCUGAAGAGGCUCCUCUCUGCCUUUCACAAGAAGGGUCACCUACACCUGUCUAAGAUGCCUCUGCAUGUCUCAAGCCCUUCCCAAGAAAACAAGUACAGGCUGGACUUUGAACGGCGUCUAACCCAAACUCUAGCUGAUUGCUGACCGUCAUGUUGUUGCCAUAGUAGCAUUUUCACAUGUGACAGUGUUGGUGUCUGGUCCCCUCCGUCCCCUGAAGGCUGUUGAAUCAGAGCACCGGGAGGCCUUGCCCCAAGUUCUCUGGUAUGUGCCCUUCCUGGUGACCAUGCGAUUGAAGCCAGUUGCUCUUUGUGGUUGCUCCUCUCGCUGUGAGUGACUGUCCACAAUUUCUUUUUUGUGUUAGGAGUGAUAACCUUUUCUGCAUCCAUGCUCCAUAGAAUCUCUCCUUUGCAGACAUCCUGGAAUGAACGGAUUUGGCUUCCACUGUUUUUAUUAGACUGUACUUUUUUUACAUCUGUUUUCUCCCUCCCUAGGCUAUGAAGUAAUACAAUAGUUACUGCUUUGAUCCCUCUCAGAUCCCUUUCUAAGAACUGAGAGCAAGGGGAGGCUGUCAAAUCGCUUCCUGCACCAGGAACUGGGCUCUGCAGAGGGUCUUCUUACGCUGCUGGGCUGACUCUUCAUGGGCUGACACUGCCCUUUUCUUUUAUUGUGAAAAAAUCCUCAAAGUCUUAGGGAGUCUCCAAAAAAAUGGGAGAUACUUACCUACAUAAAUGUUAAAGGAUCAUAUCUUGUGUAUAGAAAUCAUAAGACCAUAUGAAAUUACUGCACUAAAAUAUAGUUUAGCUUUUUAUUCAAGACAAAAAAAAAUGUAUUUUGAAAUGCUGCUAAAUAUUGAUGCUGACAGUGUUUUUCUCCUGUGAGUGACCCAAGCAUAUUAUAAAUAGUUGAUAGAGGGACUGGAGCCUGUGGGUUGAGGAAAAUGUUGUACCAGCUGUGCCCAGACUGAGUAUGACAGCUUUAUGAUUAUGGGAAAACAAAUUCUUAAAACUUUUUUUCUAUUCCAAAGAUGCAUUCUCUGGGGUGGCCAUUAAGUCUAGAAAUAAAGAUAAUACAAUUUUGUCAUUCUUUGUAAUGUACAGUAAACCAUUUAUUAAAGAUUUGCCUGGUUUCCAGACUUGGUGGCCACCUAAUGUAAUUUUUGCUCUUCUCUGGGAAGGGCAAUGAAAUUUAUUCCUAUUGCCUUAAAAAGAAAUACCCCUCUUCAUGCAUCGUGGUUGUCCCUAAAGAAGGUCCUUUGCUAUUCCUGGAAGUGACUUCUGUCUAGCUCUUCAUACUGGAGAAGAAGAAAAAAAAGCCUAUUUCAGCAUGCCACUUGUGUUGCGACAUGUUAUUUAUUUUCUGAAGAUGUCCCAGCAAAUCUCUAGUCUGUUCCCUGGCGCAUGUGUUCUGUAUGGUAAUGAUUGCAUCUUCCUUACAAAUACUGCCCCACUCUUGCCAGUUCCUCUCCCUCUAUUCCUUCAUGUGAGUAUUCUUUGACUAUCUUAGUGGAAACAUAGACUGGUCUCCUCCUCAUUCUCUAAAUCACCUCACUGUGUUACUUUUUAGGUUUAUGCAGUGGAAAUGCCCAGUUCAGGUCUGUGACACAUCAGUGCAUGAUACAGACUUCUAAGUGCUUUAGAAGAUCCAUGUGUGAAUGCCAGUUGGUGGGAUUGGGGUGAAAAGACGUGGGGUAAGGCUCAGGUAUCGGGGGGAACCAGGUAUAGAGAAAGCAAGUCUGAAAUGAGGAAAACUGCACAAUGUAGACUAGUACUGCCAUGGAGACCAUUUCCACACACUAGGAAAAGUAGAGAGUUACGGUUAUUAUGUGGAUAAUUCAAGAAAGAAAAGUGUGCGCCCUUCUAGAAGCAGACACAUCUUCUCAGCUCUUCCUUUAUUCCCUUUUUGUUUAACAGACUCCCUUUGGAGUUUUCGAGAGAGAUGUGGGAAAUGGGAAAUCGCUGGUCCCUGAUGCCAUGCUCUAGUCCUCCAUCCUUCCCUCCUCUCUUCCAGAAAAAUAGAUAGUUCUAGUCAGCAUUGGAGCCCCUCAGUGUGUCAGUGGCAUUUGCUGUUUCUGAGGCAGCACAGCAAUUGAGGGUCCUGUGCUUGGUGAGACCAAAAAAAGACAAACACCUUUUCCAUGGUCUUUGAAAGAUGAUACUUAUUUCAUGCUUAGUGGCCUAAAAAGUCUAUUUCUCAUUUUCUUCAACAGGCUCUCUAGUUAUUCCUCCAAUAAUUUUGUAAAAAAUUACAUCCUCUUGCAAAUAUUUUGACAAAAGCAAAGGGGACAUCUUUCCUUGGUUUUCCUUCUACUGCCACCCUACGGUUCCUUCAGAGUUACGCAAAGAAUGUAGUCUGGGUGUCUCUCAGAUUCCUACCUGUCAUCAUAGCCUGUGAUUGUAGUCAGUUGUGAAUUCAUUUUGCUUUCCAUGAUCUGAACAGGCUUCCCACUUAACUUUAGAAUUUGGAAACAUUGCCAUGUUUAAUAUCCUCUUAACACUAAGGCAGACAUAAAAUAAGUACCAUUUAUUGAAGGCCUUUUGGGUGCUAGGUGCAGUUUUAGGACAUUUGCAAACAUUUAAUCUUUCAAGCGUCCUUUGAGAUAGGCAUGAAGAAGGCAAGGGUCAGAGAUGUGAAGCAUCUUGCCUGGGCUCUUGCUGCCGAUGACUAGAGCAGCUAGGACUCACACACAGGCUUCCCCGACUCUGAAGCCUGAGUUGGCUCCUGGAUGUUUACUGUGCCCUAUCCCACCCAACCCACGGUACUGAGCCUGCUUGAUUUUGCUAGUGGCCUCAUAUCAAAAGUAGCAAAAGUGACAUUCAGCUCUGUAUGGGACUGUUCCUUUUUUUUUCCAUUUGCUGAAGCAAAGGGAGCUGCUAGAGGAAGGUCUGAGCCCUUGAUCUUUUUUAUAACUACUCAUUUUUAUGAACGGCUGUUGAAAUAGGCUUGGCUUGGGUCCAAGCUAAUCUGUGGAGGAGUCAGGUUCGUGUUCCUCACCUACCCUUUUGGUGUCCAUGGUGGUGUACCCCGGAAGGGACCUUUACCGUUGAGCCACCCCCAGCUGUCGUGCUCUCUGUAGACCUGGGCUGCUGAAAGCUCUCCAGAUGCUACUCACUUUCCCUGAUACCAGAACAAAUCACUCCCUUACUCGCACCCCCAAGUAAGGCCCUGAUAAUAAACUGUUACUGCCUGAAGUGCUGGCAGGGGAACAGAGGUGGCUGAGCCGCUAACACAGGGCAGCCCUUGAUUUUUGUACCAUCUUCCCUAUGUCACAUGACUCACCAACCUGAUGCUGAAUGCCAAAUUCACACCUUUGCCUGCCAUCUGCUGUGCUGGCUCUGCUUGGCGUGCACGAUUCUGGCAAUAACCAGGGGAGACUGGCUUCCUGCCUUCCCUAGGGGCCCUCCCUGCCACCCACCAGCGGCCACGCUCAUAUGAGCUCCAGCCUUACCCAGGCUGUGCCGCUCUCUUUGGUAGGGAAGGAAAAAGGUAAGCGCCAUGGGUGAGGGGGAUUCUUGGCAGGAGGUACUGCUGUGGCUUCUCCCACCACUUAAAAUGUUGAGACAGGAUGGUUGUAGAUGGAAGGAUGCCUGUGCACGAUCAUAAAUAGGACUUUUAGAAAAUUCAACUGAUUUAGAAAACUGUCAACUGAUUUCAGUAUUUGACUUUAGCUGUUUAGCUUGCAUAAACAGCUUAUCAGCCUCUGCUGGAGGUCUGGCAUAAAUCAUAAAGACCGCAAAUUUCCAAAUGUGUGAAGACAUAGGCAUUCUUAGUAGUUAUUGUUGAUUAGUACUUCAUGCUAAGCACGUUAUAUGCAUUGUCUAAUUAAAUCCUCAACAGUUACCCUACAAAACAUAUUUCAGUUAUCCUGCCUCUUUGUGUAAAAACUGAAGUCAUCCUGUUUACUUAGACUUGUGUUUUCAUGUACCUAUAGCGAUGAAUCAGGAAAUUCAGAGGGGCCUUUUGUGUACCCUUUUCUCCUUUGAGCUCCCCAUUCUAAUUAAUGGGUAGAACAGUGUUAUUUGUACCUGGAAUCUUUGCUUUUGGCGCUCUGGUGCUGAGGCAAGAAAUGAGCGCUCAUUGGGUCCUGGUGGUAGUUGCACACUGUAUAUGCAGAGGGCAUACAUCUCAUCCGCACUCUGCUGGGUUGCAGGAUCUCGGGAGACAUUCGUAUCUACCUGAUGAAUUUCAUUUAUUACCUUUUAUUUAAAAGUAUUUUUUCUUGCUGCGGUGAAUUUUGCCAAAGACGCAAUUCGUAAGGCCAAGUCAUGUUCUUAGUCUGAAUUGCUUUCUUUUCAGUUCCCCUGCAUUUUUAGUAACUCCCUUGUCUUACUUAGUGUCUCAAAAGAAGAACCUAGCAAUGGAGACUUUUUUUAAAAACAGGAGUGUGGUCUGGUCAUAAGUUACCAUCCCUUUCCACCUAUAACUGAUCCAGUUUGGUUUCUAGAUGAAAAGUGUGCAAGACCCAGAUGUGGGGAAACUAUGAGGCCAUAUUUCAACUAUGAAGAAAAAUCUGCUUCCUGCAUCUGUUGAGACACACUAUGAUUACAGUUGUUCAUACACGCCACACCUGUCUUUUAACAAAUUGCACAAGUCUUGCCAAAAUAAAUGCCAUUAUCUGUGUGCUUCAGGGAAUCCCCUCCCCACAUUUGAUCAGUGUGUGUGUCUAUGUAGGUCUGUGUGUGGGGGAGGGAGAGGUAGGGAGAGAGGGAGAGAUGGUAAACACCUCCAAAAGGAUGAGAACCCUUGAAUGGGAUGGGUAUGCAUUCCUUCCUGGUAAUAAUUAGGCUAUUCCAGGAAACAGCAUCAUUCUGUGGAAAUAAAGGUUUCCUGUUUAAAACUUUGCCAAGGAGCAGCGCACCUUGAGAUUCUCCUGGGGGUUGGCGUGUGUCUAAUUGCAUUUCAUGAAACCUUUCUUCGUUCUGAAGCUUUGGCUGUAAAGUCAGAAAUGUACUAAAUAAAAACAAACUGUUUUGUAUUUAAUUUAGAGAAGAGUAAAGGGGAGAAAAAAACCUCAGUGUUUAUGUAAGCUUCAAGGUGUUAGGGCUUAGAGGGCUUUUCUAGUUUUAUGAGAAUUUGUACUACUGAUUUUUAUAUAUUCCUGUUUUUGAGAUGAACAGAUCUCGGGAAAUUGUUGCAUUACAAUGGCAUUUCACUGUGACUCCUCUUAAGCUCAAAUCUGUUCUCUAAGCCAAUGACAACUUGUCACUUCGGUUUACUGUCCUGUGAAGUGUCAGCUCCAGUUUCCCAGAAGUUGUGUGUUUACGAUGAGUCAUUGCUUCUCCUCAGUGCGAAAGUUGUCAGCCCUCUUGAUUUGGGUGUAUGUGCUUAAUUCAAAGUAUCUAGACCUGUAGUCUAAUCUGUACAUGCUCUCCUAACUGUUAAUUGUGUUAUUGACUAUUUUGAUUAUCUUGCUUGAAGAUUGAUUCCUACUUUUUAAUUUGGUAGAAAUAAAGGUUUUUUUUCUGCUUA
Molecule: messenger RNA, 6559 nt
Organism: Zalophus californianus (California sea lion)
Lineage: Eukaryota; Metazoa; Chordata; Mammalia; Carnivora; Otariidae
Gene: AK4
Product: adenylate kinase 4
Exons: 6
Coding region: 265-936 (223 amino acids)
Biological process (GO): nucleobase-containing compound metabolic process
Cellular component (GO): mitochondrion; cytoplasm
Molecular function (GO): AMP kinase activity; nucleoside diphosphate kinase activity; ATP binding
Source: RefSeq, a predicted model, not a curated record